This is a messenger RNA of Cyprinus carpio (common carp), 11134 nucleotides long. It is a transcript of the gene casz1, whose product is annotated as castor zinc finger 1. Gene Ontology annotation, molecular function: RNA polymerase II transcription regulatory region sequence-specific DNA binding; DNA-binding transcription factor activity, RNA polymerase II-specific. The record is from RefSeq and is a predicted model, not a curated record. Gene Ontology annotation, biological process: regulation of neuron differentiation; positive regulation of transcription by RNA polymerase II. NCBI's taxonomy places the organism in Eukaryota, Metazoa, Chordata, Actinopteri, Cypriniformes, Cyprinidae. Gene Ontology annotation, cellular component: nucleus. The transcript has 19 exons. Bases 2485 to 8391 code for a protein of 1968 amino acids.
AAAAUGCUUUUUUUUCUCAAUUUAAUUAUCAAAGUUUAUAUAUAUACUGUAUUAAUAGUGUAGUUUAUUAUUUACAAUAAUCAGCACAUUUUACUGUAGAUUUAACUGCUAUCAUAAAUGUAGUUGUAUUUACUUGUUUCAUUCGAUAUAUUUCUGUGAAGGAGAAAAGCUAGCAAAGACAGAGAGAGGGCGACUGAGUCUAGCUUGAGUUUUCUGAUCAGUCACUGGCUCCCCACCAUCAAAAUGAACUUUGUCAUCCUAAUACCCCAACAGUCCCCGAGCUCACAGUCGGGCAAACGAUAACGGAGGCUAGUACAGGAAUGGAUCAAUCUCUAGGCAUGUGAACGUGAUGCUUAUGAGGUCUCUCUUCUCCUCUCCUCUCCUCCUGUGCAUUCAUGCAGACACCAGACCCUAAUUAAAACUUCAAAACCUUUCUGUCACUUAUACACAGUAAUGGUCUAAUUGAUACUGUGCUAGAAAAGAUUGUGGAAUAAUGCAUAGUUUUAUGUGCUUAAAAUAUGCAGCUUUUGUAAUUGUAUAAUUUAGCUGUAUAGUAUAUCAAAAUUGUUAUGUAAUAUAUUAAAUAGUAUAUUAAAUAAAAACAAUUUAUUUAAAUAGGAUAAUACUAGAUUUCUGUAUUAAUGUAAACAAAUACAUCGCAGUAUUAUGUCUUUGUGAAUAUUGAUGUAAUGAUACAAUUUCCAAAAAUGUAUUUUCCUGGCUGUAAGCAAAUCCAGCUAUGAACCUAAAGUUCAGGUGAGUUGUGGUGUCAUUUUCAGUAAAACAAAAGUCAACUGUACAAAGAGAGAAAAAAAGAAAUUACUAUCAAGGUACUGGUGCUUUACAGGGCUUGUGGUUUAAGUUUUGCAUCUCGCAAAAAAAAAAAAAAAAGCUUCUCAUAGUGCUGCUAUCUUGAGCUAUCUACCUCACCUUUUGCAACAAAUGUGCCACACGAUUGAGAAUUUUAUGAUCCAUUUUCUCCCCCUCGGUGCAGACACAACAUGGAGUUUUCUUGUUUUGGCACAUAUGGUUAGAAAAGUGGUGGAAAGAUCUUUCUCUGCGCGCAGGGCCUCGCAGAAUGGCUUCAUUUCACGUUUAUGAUCUUCCACAUGAAAUUCUAAUUUCAUGCAAAGUGGGGGAGACAAAUAAUCUGCGGCAGCUGAUACGGCAUAUAAGAGGGGAAAAGAAGAAUAUGAAGAAGCAAUUAGCACAGUGUGGAAGACUUUAGUCUGUUUGUCUGAAAGCUUGAGCUCCAAUGGCCUCGAAUGAAAUUUGCAUGCUCCGCUUAUCGGCGCUCCCUUAUUAUGCUGUCUGAAAGGAAGAUUAAGCCGGUACAAAAAAUGUGGCGACUAAUCCUUUUAAAUGUGGCAGGGGUCUUUAAGGUGUGAACAACCCUGUAGGCAGGUUUCAGGCAGGGUUGUUAGAGAGGCUACCGCAAGCCGCUCUUGACGGCUGAGUGCAGCUAUGACGAGUUCCUUUAGUCUGGCAGGAGCGGAGAACGGCAGCUGGAUUGCAGUUAAGGGACCGAUUGGCCCGAGCUGAUGGAUGGUUUGUCUGUGCACUAGCAGUCUUUAGCUCCUUAUCUCGGACCCAAACACACAGGUCACAUGGGGUGGGGCUGGCGAUAAGAUUAGAGUGUUGCUUUUCUGGUGGUCUUAUGUCAAAUCUCUACGCCGUGUGCAUGUUGCAUUCAUCUCUUGAAGUUUAUCGUGUGGAAUUAGCAAGUUCCCUCUCAUCUACUCAGUCAUGAAAAUAUUCACGUAUUUGCUUUUUUUUUUCUUGAAAGACAAUCCUCACUUUUUUUUAUUCUUCCAAUGAUAACCAAGGGAAAUUAAUGUCUUCCCUGUUGCCUUUUUCCUCUGAGAUUGUUUGCAUUAGAGAGCCACAGAGCUGAUAUCCUGUCCUCUCUGGUAAUUGACUGCAAACAGGGGUGCUUGCGUUCGAAGCCUCCCCUGCCGUGAAUCCUCUGGUUGUGUGUGCUUUUGCCUGUGACAUUCUAUUCACUUGGGUCAGUAGCAGGCAGCAGCAGCAAUAAUUACAGUCUGUACAUGAUAAAUCUGAAGCCCAGCUGUUGCGUUCUGUCACAGCCUACACACUAAACCGGGCGGAGAGAGAGAACAAGAGAGAGCAAAAGGGGGCUCAGGAGUUUGCUGUUUGACUGAAUUUUUUUUUUUUUAAAACUCUGUAACUUGAUAGGAUUACAUGGUUCUUGGACCCACACCUGUUAAGAGGCUGUUAACAGAGCAGUUGGCGGUCUCAUGGUUAGAGCUUAGAGCUUUUUUAGACUCUUCUGUGUGACCACUUUUGGGGAUUUCUGCCUUUUCAAGAGGAGUUUUGGGACUCGUGGCUGUUCUGUCCUGGCCCCAGACUUUUGUUAAGACCAAAAGGGGGAGGCUAAGAUGUCUCUUUAGUCUGGGUUCUAGUUCAUACCCUUGGUCUGUAUGAGAAACCGACUGCCUGCUUUAAAACAUUGGAACCGUCUGGAUGACAGCUGAGAGGAGUUUAUGCACUGAAAAGACCUCAGGAAAAUCCACAAUGGCCGCCAAAAGGAAAGGUGGCCUAAAACUGAAUGCGAUCUGUGCCAAGCUUAGCAAGCAGGUGGUGUAUGACGGUAGUUCCCAGAAUGCAGAGGGAGACUCAGAUUUAGUGGACAACAGCGAGCGGGGCAGCUUGCACUACGAUGAGGGCGACAGGCCUGAAAGCGACUUCCCAGAGGGCCUGACCCUGGGCCAGAGCCUUGAGGAGGACCAGAAACGGCGCGAGGCCAUUGAGAAAUGGGUGAACGGCGAGUACGCCGACGAUCCUCAGUCCUUAGACGGGGGCGAGCACAGGGGACUCAAACCCAACAAUGGAGACGAUUGUCCCCCUGAAGGCGUUUAUAUGGUACAGCCCAAAGGCUGCAGCGAUGAAGAAGACAACGCAGAAGAAGCCGACACCAUGCCAGGCUCCCACGAGGGCAGUUAUCAUGAGGACAGGGACUCGGAGGGCAGCCCACACAAGGACGACAGCUACCAGCCCACCACUGAAGCCCCCCCUCGCCAAGCCCCAUUCUCCUCACCAGGAGAGGCCUCCGCACUACGUGAUUACGCCGCCAACACCAUGAAUGAGUUCUUACACAUGUUUGGCUACGAUGACAAGCAGGGUAGGGAUGAGCUGGCCAGGAAGAUCAGCUUUGAAAAACUGAAAGCAGCUACCUCAGAUCCCUCCUCCCUGAGCAGCGAGGAGGCCACCCGUCGAGCUCGCUUCUCCAAGUAUGAGGAGUACAUCCGCAAGCUGAAGGCUGGGGAGACCCUGCCCUGGCCUAUGCACACCAAGCCCGAAGAGCUCAAUUCCAAAAUGGAGAAGAACACUGCCCUCAUCCAGCCGGCCCUCACAGGGUCAGAGGGUCAGAUAUUUCCACCCGGAAUGGACCACAAACAAAGCUCGCUCAACCCAGCCCCAACCAACCCGUCACACAUCCAGAACCUGGCGUCCCGUGCGUCCAAGUACGAUUACUUCAUCCAGAAGCUGAAGAUGGGUGAGAGUCUCAGACAACAAAACGGCAAUUCCUAUAAGCGGCCCUCCAAGUACGACUUGGAGAAUGUCAAGUUCCUGCACCUCUUUAAACCCGGUGAGGGCAACCCUGACAUGGGCGGCGCCAUCGCUUUUAAGACCGGUAAGGUCGGCAGGCCAUCAAAAUACGAUAUACGAAACAUCCAGAAGCUCAUUCCUGGGAAGGUUGAUCCUCCGAUGAUGCCGAGCGUUCUCCCAGCUACAGCAGGAACCCCAGGAACACCAGUCAUCAAUACAGCUGCUCCUGCGGGGGUCGUGGGACCUCCCGGGACCGUAGACCAGGCGGGCCACCUCGGCUUUAACACUGACCACAUGAAGUCCAGUUUCUCCAAGACUGACUCCAUCACUACUGGAACCGUCUCCUCAGUCAAGAACGGCCUACCUCCUGAGAAACCUGCCACUGAGGACGUCAACGUGUACCAGAAAUAUAUCGCCAGGUUCUCUGGGAGCCAACACUGUGGCCAUGUGCACUGUGCUUACCAGUACAGAGAGCAUUAUCACUGCAUGGACCCCGAAUGUAACUAUCAGAGAUUCACCAGUAAGCAGGAUGUGAUAAGGCAUUAUAACAUGCAUAAGAAGCGGGACAACUCCCUGCAGCAUGGAUUCAUGCGCUUCAGCCCUUUGGAUGACUGCAGUGUGUACUACCACGGCUGCCAUCUCAACGGCAAGAGUACCCACUACCACUGCAUGCAGGUGGGCUGCAACAAGGUGUACACAAGCACUUCUGAUGUCAUGACUCAUGAGAACUUCCAUAAGAAAAAUGCACAGCUGAUCAACGAUGGCUUCCAGAGAUUCCGGGCCACUGAGGAUUGUGGGACGGUUGGGUGCCAGUUCUAUGGGCAGAAGACCACCCACUUCCACUGCAGACGCCCAGGCUGUACCUUCACCUUCAAGAACAAGUGUGACAUCGAGAAGCACAAGAGCUAUCACAUCAAAGACGAUGCUUACGCCAAGGACGGCUUUAAGAAGUUUUACAAAUACGAGGAGUGCAAGUACGAAGGCUGCGUCUACAGCAAGGCCACCAACCAUUUCCACUGCAUACGCCAAGGCUGCGGCUUCACCUUUACCUCCACCAGCCAGAUGACCUCACAUAAGCGCAAGCACGAGCGCCGCCACAUUCGCUCAUCGGGUGUGCUGGGCCUCACUUCCCCCUUCCUGUUGCCCAAAGAGGAGCUGGAAGAGUCCAGCAAUGAUGACCUCAUGGACUACUCAGCCAUUAGCAGCAAGAACUCCAGCUUAAGUGCUUCUCCAACAACCCAGCAGUCCUCUACCAUGCCGCACAUGUUGCCCACUCCCACAACCACCAUGUCCUCCAGCCACAGCGUCAAGCCAACCACUGCUCUGCCUCCAGCCAGCCGUAUUUCCACCCUACUGUCCCAGGCUCUGCCCAGCAAUGUGCCCAUGGCCCUAGCACUUUCCAACAGUGCACUGGCAGGUGCUUCCAACCCCUUCUUCCCCCUCAUUCCCAGAAUGCCCAUGUCGCUCACGCCCUCUACCGCUGGUCUGAUCUCUGCCGCCACCUCUGGAGGACACUCCAUGCCCAGCGAUUCUCUACCCCAGACCUCCACCCCGACUGGGGACCCAGCCGCUGCUACUGUAGCAUCCACACCGACUUCUUUUGCUGCUUCAUCCAUUAUGGAGAAGAUGUCGGCUAGCAAGGGUCUAAUAUCGCCCAUGAUGGCCCGACUAGCAGCCGCUGCGCUGAAGCCCUCCAGCAACCUGGAUGCAGGGAUGGGGCAGCCGGCUCAGGCAGGCCGGUUUAAUCCGGUCGAGGUGAAGCAGGAGCCGGUGGACGGCGCUCCCUCUGCCUCCCAAGAGUCCAUCCAGGAGCACAGCCUGGACCUGAGCAAGAAAGACCACAGUACUGAAUCAAACGGACACCCUGUGCUGGGAAAUACAUCUCUUUUAUCCUCACUUAUGAAUAAGAUGAAUCCUGGUUUCUUUAGUGCUUUGGAUCUGAAGUCAGAGCUGGAGGGAGCUCAGGCGGCAGACGGCUCAGACGCAGCUCAUUAUCUCAGUAGGGUAAUGAAGAGGUCAGACCCAGAGAAACACACUGAGCAGUGGAGGACCUACCUGCGCAGGUAUGACACUGAUGAUUUCUGUGAAGCCCAGUGUGAUUUCUUGCACAAGAUACAUUUUCAUUGCCUGGUGGAAGAUUGUGGGGCGCUUUUCAGCACGGUGGACGGAGCCAUCAAACACGCCAACUUCCACUUCAGAGCCAACCUGAAGGUUAAAUCGGAGCCCCCUUUAAACGAGAGCAAGGAAUCCAAUGAUAGCGCCCCUAAUCAAAUGGCUGUCCCCAUUUCCAUGGCCAAGACGCCUCCCAUGGAGGUGCCCAGCCUGGCUGCGUCAGGGGGCUACAGCUCUUCCCCUUCUCUCCAAGCCUGGAAGCAGCUGGCCGGAUCGAUCCCCCAACUUCCCGCCUCCAUGCCCAGUAUGCCAGCCACUUCCCCUCUGGCCACCACCUCGCUGGAAAACGCCAAGCCUCAGGUCAAGCCUGGCUUCCUGCAGUUUCAGGAGAAUGAUCCUUGUCUGGCCACAGACUGCAAAUACUCGAAUAAGUUCCACUUCCACUGUCUGUUUGGAAAUUGCAAAUAUGUGUGUAAGACAUCCGGGAAGGCUGAAUCACAUUGCCUGGACCACAUAAACCCCAAUAACAACCUGGUGAAUGUGCGAGACCAGUUCUCCUACUAUUCUCUGCAGUGUCUUUGUCCUAACCAGCACUGUGAGUUUCGCAUGAGGGGCCAUUAUCAUUGUCUGAGACCUGGCUGUUUCUUCGUCACCAACAUCACCACCAAACUUCCUUGGCACGUCAAGAAGCACGAGAAAGCUGAAAGACGUGCCGCUAACGGCUUCAAAUACUUCACCAAGAGAGAAGAAUGUGGCAGACUAGGGUGCAAAUACAACCAAGUUAACAGCCACUUCCAUUGUAUCCGUGAGGGCUGUCAGUUCUCCUUCCUGCUCAAGCACCAGAUGACCUCCCAUGCCCGCAAACACAUGAGGCGGAUGCUGGGUAAAAACUUCGACAGAGUUCCUUCCCAGAUGGUCUCUCAUGGCAACCGACCUGAAGAGAUGCAACACAUGGCCAGUCUAGCUUCGUCCGGUGUGGUAGGCAGCCACCCUAGUCUGACCCCCAACUUCUCCAGCAUGAUGGAUGAAAAUGAUGACUACAUGGACUACACCGGUGGAGGAAGCCCACUGGGUCUCUCCUCAGAGUCCUCCAACCAAGACCGCAGUUGCACCAGCACCCCCGUGGGCAACGAUAGUUCGCCAGCAGGACCAGGCUGUCCGGUCCCUGCCACCACUACCUCUGCUGACUCUCCUCCUCCUUCUCAAUCUGCACCUCCUCCUCCACCUCCUCAUCAGCCUGCGCUCCAGAGUCAGCCUCCAUCUCUCUCCUCGGCUCUUCUCCGGCCACCACUCCCCUCGCUCCCAUAUCUCCUCUCCCCAUCCUGUCUGUCAUACUCUCUGCUCAGCGCCUCUCUUGGAGCCACUAGGAGUGUUGUCAUGCCAACCAACACACCAGCUUUCAGCCCCAUCAUUCCUACUUCGUCUUCGGUUAAAAAUGACGUCCCUAUAGUGCAGGACGCUGCAGGUAACACCAUCUCUAUUCCGACGGCAACUGGGGCCAAGAAACGCUUCUGGAUCAUCGAGGACAUGUCACCCUUCGGCAAGCGCCGCAAGACCGCUUCAUCUCGCAAGAUGCUGGAUGAAGGCAUGAUGCUGGAGGGGUUCCGCCGCUACGACCUCUAUGAGGACUGCAAGGAUACGGGCUGUCAAUUCUCCCUGAAGGUAACCCACUAUCACUGCACGCGGGAGAACUGUGGCUACAAGUUCUGUGGCCGCACCCACAUGUACAAGCACGCCCAGCACCACGACCGUGUUGACAACCUGGUCUUGGAUGAUUUCAAGCGCUUCAAGUCUUCGUUGUGCUGCAACUUCCCCGACUGCCAGUUCUCUGGCAACAGCACCCACUUCCACUGCCUGCGCUGCGGCUUCCGCUGCACGGACAGCACCAAGGUGACGGCGCACCGCAAGCACCACGGCAAGCAGGAUGUGAUCAGCGCAGCUGGAUUCUGCCAGUUCAGCUCCAGUGUGGACUGUGAGGUGGCUGACUGCAAGUACAAGCUCAAGUGUUCGCAUUUCCACUGCACUUACCCAGAGUGCAAGCACACGGUGGUGGGCAUGUCACAGAUGGAUUCCCACAAGCGUAAGCAUGAGAAGCAAGAGAGGGGAGAGCUGCCUUCUGUCUCCCCCAACCAGGAUGGAAACCACCACCACCACCAUGCAGGCCUAGCCGUGCCCCCAAUGCCCAUGAAUAUGCCCCCAACCUCACCCGGCACACCGGGGCUGACCCACAAGAACAUGGCCAUGUACCUCCAUUCGGCAGGGGCCACCAGUGAGUACGAGCAUCCGGGCCUUGACAGCUCUCUGAACCUGGGCACGGACACCAACAGCUCCUUGUUCUUCCUGAAAAACGCUGCUGGGUUGGGCCUCAGUGACUCCAUGGAUCUGAGCAAAAAGAUGUACCGGGAGCCACUGUCCCUGGCCACCAGUUCUGGCCCUGCUGCUUCAAUGGGCCUGAGCCACCCUCAGGACGACACUACCGGCACAUCCGGCGACCCCGAAGAUGACCUGUCGGCUGAGGAAGAGCCGAUAGCUGAGGAGGAUGACGACGACGAUGACGAUGAAGAGGAGGAGGAUAUGAAUACAGACUCGUAUGAAGAUUCCAUGCCAGAGCCAGAAGUAGAAAAAGACAAUGGAGAGAGUUUUGAUGCUUCCAUGAACCACGCUGAGACUUCCCAACUGGAUAAAGAGGAGCCGGAGGCUGAGCCCUAAUCUAUGCUGUAGAAGGAGAACUAUGAAUUCCCUGAACAAACGCAAGUUUGAGUGGCCUCAUUUAUCAUGCUUAGAGACACAGCAGAUGACAAGAAAAUAACCAACUACAAGAAAAGUGAAGGCCCAAAAUGAUUUAUUAUGAUGUUUACAAGAUGACCAACAUUAUUAAUUUAAUUAUGCAUUAAAAAAUGAACAGAGAAAUAGACAGACGAGGCCCUCUUUUACACAUGGGUGGCUAUGUAAACCUUUUCCUACACAUCAGUCUUUUGUGUGUGUGCAUGUUUGACUUUAAUUUAUUCGAUUUCAUUUGUUACUUUCUGUGUGUGGAAAAAAAAUAAGGAAAAAACAAUCUCUCUAUAUAUGACUAUCUAUAUAAAGUAGAUGUGUGGAUGUUAAUGUACAUUUUAAUUGCAGUCACUAGAUUGCAGGACCCUCGUACCAACCAGAAACAGACGAAAAGCGUUCAAUGCAGGAAAUCUUUUAUAAAGAAUGUUGCUCAAAUAAUUGAUUCAGAAACAUCUUGUGUCAUUCUUAUUAUUCUUCUUAUUAUUGUUAUUGAAGUGCAGGGGCCUGCAUCAGUGCUUUGACUUGUAUGCUUCUCCGUUGAUCAGAUGAUUUUUUUAUUAUUAUUAUUAUUUUUAUUUACAGUUAACACAGUUCUCACUUAAACCUGCUGUCAUGGUCAGUGGUGUCAUAGGCUCCAUUCCAUGUGGACAUUCGCCUGCAUCUUCAGGACAAACAAAAAGUGACCAGUGACUGCAAAGCUUCAGGCCAUAAAGCAUUGAUCUCAGUGAACGCUAGCUCUCACUUGAUUUCUGUUCCUUCUCCAUUUCUCAAUGAGACCCAUUUGGCAUCGCAUAUUCAUAGUGCACUUUUGUAUAGAUGAGAGCAGAUACUCAAGCCUCUAUUUAAGACGUUUUGUUAUCUUUUACAUUGAUUGCAUUACUAUGGCUUUUUGUUUGUUUGUUUUUGUAUUAUUCUCUAAUUGCACAGGCAUGACCAGAUGAUGUGGGGGUGUCUCACUGUAAAUGGGUCUGUUUCAAUGGAGUCAUUGCCCCCUGUGUUUCAGAGAGUUUGUAAUGUGAUGAUGGUGCUACUGCCCAGUAUAAAUGGGAGGAGAUUGCAGCAGAUUACAUGUCUUUGUUUUGAUCCACAAAUAGAUGUCCUAAAGUGUCCAUCAAACACAGAGCAGGAGACAAGCGUCUCUGAAUGUAGGGAAAAGAUGUUUGUAUGUUAUUUUUCUUUCCUUUUCCCUUCGCAGUUUCUGUAGCAUGGAAGAAAAAAAAACAAUAGUUGCAACAAAGUCUGAAGAUGGAGACUGGCUUUUUCAAGCUUCUUUUUUCAGAAGCAUCAUAUAUCUAUUUCUAAAAGAAGAGGAAACGUGGAGAGAGACUUUUUCUAGAGGACUGAAUGGAGGACAGACAUCACAAAGGCACCACGAUGAAUGCUAAUGCUGGUGAUGGAAAGUGUGUGAUUUUAUGAAUUGUACAGACAGAAAACAAUGUUUCAAGCUUUUGUUUUCUCUUUACAACAGCUGUGGUUUCGCUCCAAUAAUAAGAAGUUAUUUAAUAUUUAUGUGACCUUGCAAUGAGAAAAUUCUAGGGUGUUUUUGCACUUUUUAGGUUCAUUUUUACCUUUUAAAAUGAUGGCAUAUAUCUUUUAACAGGGAAUUUGCUUUACAAUGUUGUUUAGUUCACUUUGCUUUGAUGCACAAAUAGUCUUCAGUGUGACGAAGAACUGUUGUUCUGUGUUUUAUUUAAGAAAAAAAAAAAACGCAAAAAAAAAAAAAGUUUUUUCUUCGCUUCCAAGAUUGGCUGAUUUCAAUAUGAAACAGGCAUGCUAGAACCUGGCUUGUCUAACGAGUAACACUAAUGAUGACUGUAAUUUAAAUGAAUUCUAUACAGAGGAAAUUAUUGCAGUGCUUCGCUCCAAAUUAAAAAAAAAAAAAAAAAAGAGAAGAAUGAUUUUUGUUUGCUUGGCCUCCAUUGAAUAUAAACAAGGAAACGCGAGGCGAGGAAAUGAUGAAUUAUUUCCUAAACACGGCUUUGAUCAUAAUAUAGGCAACUAAAUGUGUAGAUGGUUAUCUUCGACAAUAUUGUUUCAGGAGGAAAAAAAAAAGGUUGUAUAGUAUUUUCUUCUGUAAAAACUAUAUAUGAACAAAAAUGCUCUUUGAUUAAAAGCUUCCUUUAAAAAGAAAAUAAAAAGGAGAAAUAAAGAAUAAAAAGUAAAAAAACUGAACUAACACCAGUAUAGUUUGCUUGUAUGUGUGUGUGUGUGUGUGCGACAGUAUGCAAGCGUGUGUGUGAGGUUUUAUUGUUAUUACCAUGGUUUCCCCAUAGUGGUAGAGGAAUUAGUGGUAAUUAAAUCUAUACGAGUCACAUUAUUGUUGCACUGAACAUUGGAGUGUAUUUCUACCUUUUACGCAACAAAGUCAUCAUUUUCAAAGCUGUAUAUCAUGUGCGAUCACAAUAACGAUGAUAUCUGCAUAAUUUAAUACCAUCCACAACUCUUUGUUUGCUAUUGUUUUGGUGUUUGUUUUAUUUAAUUGAACUUAUGUAUUUUGCAUAUGGCAUGCCCCUCUCACAGGCCGUUUGUUCUCUGGUCUCAAGUGCAAAGGCGCAGGACUCACACUGAAGCAGCUGUUUGCCUGGGAGAUACUGUGCACUUGAAUACAUUUUAUGUGUGUAAAAUAGCAGGAUUUGUAAAGAGUCGAAAUAAAGAAAUUCUAAUUAUUAUAACAAUG